AUGGUUGGUAAAGAGGAAUCGCAAUUGUCUCAAUUGAUUCUGUUCAACCUCUUCGUAAUUGGUUUAAAUCCAUGGAAGUGUAACAGAACCGCUAUAUUCUUAAGAAUGUUUUUGCUUGUGGAUAUAACUUCUUUACUGAUUUCAACUUUAGUGGAUUUAGAUUGGAAUAUCACGGAGGAUGUGAGCAGAGUUCUUUUGAUUCCAGGAAUGUUCGUGGGAACGUGCAAAUGUUUGUUUCUGAUUUUUAAACAGAAGAAAAUGAAAAUGCUGCUGCAAGGAACCGAAUUGCUUUGGAACGUGAACAUGUUUGGAGCUGAAGUUGAAGAUAAAAUGAGAAAACAUCAAAAAUUUGCUUACAAAUAUAUGGGAUUUUAUGUUUACGCAGGAUUUGCUUCUGUGUUUUUUAACCUGGCUAGAGAUUUGUGGGAUGGUUACGAACUUAUAAUACCUUGUUAUACUUUAUGUGAUAUAACCACAACCUCUUGUUAUGACAUCUACAUGAUCUGGCAAAUUAUAUUUUGCUUGAUUCACGCAAUACCUCUCACCAUGGGCUUCGACGGUUUCUUUCUGCACAUGAUCACCGAAUGCUACGUUGGAAUCGAGAUGAUUAAAGUUGGAUUUGAGAAGAUGUUAAAAGAUCCUGAACGUUUCGAUACCGAGAUGAACGAAAUAAUAAUACAACAUAAUUUGGUAUUACAAUUUGUUAAGGAAACUAACGAAUUGUUCGUUUAUAUUCUGUUGCUUCAAUUUGCCUGUUCACUGAUUUCUCAAAUGUUUUGCCUCUUCAUGCUUACACUCGACGGAUUUCCACCUGAUAUCGAUAAAUUGAGCACUUACGGAACGCCGUAUCUAGUUUUCAUCUUGCAAUUGCUUCUGUAUUGCUCAGCAGGAAAUUUGAUUAUGGUUCAAACUUUAAGUUUAGGAGAUGCAGCUUAUGGAGUUCAAUGGUAUAAGAAACAUUACAUCAAAUUGAGAAAACCUUUGGCCACAAUUAUCCUGAGAUCUCAAAGAGCUGAGACUAUGUCAAUUGGGAAUAUAGCACCAUUAACUUUAGAGACUUACUUAAACAUAACUUUAAUUUUCUGCGGCAUACCUCUGACGAUGGGUUUCGAUGGUAUUUUUCUGCACAUGAUUACCGAAUGUUACAUUGGAAUUGAAAUGAUGAAAGUUGGAUUCGAGAAGAUGUUCAAAGAUCCGAAACUGCUCGAUCUUGAUAUCAAAGAUACU
This is a messenger RNA of Nicrophorus vespilloides, 1227 nucleotides long. RefSeq lists its product as uncharacterized. Gene Ontology annotation, cellular component: plasma membrane. NCBI's taxonomy places the organism in Eukaryota, Metazoa, Arthropoda, Insecta, Coleoptera, Silphidae. The transcript has 6 exons. Gene Ontology annotation, molecular function: olfactory receptor activity; odorant binding. The record is from RefSeq and is a predicted model, not a curated record. The annotation marks the transcript as partial. Gene Ontology annotation, biological process: sensory perception of smell; detection of chemical stimulus involved in sensory perception of smell.